UCGGAGUUCGGAUGCGCCGGUGAAAAAAGCCCCAGAACACCGUCCGUACAAUUAGGAUAUACAUAAACAUAAACACGUAUAUGUUUUUCUCGCCGGUGUUUAUAUCAGAGGUCUGUGCCUAAGCUUCUGUCGUUUGGUUCGGGACAUCCGCCAUGCAAACUUCAAGUUUUGGUUCGAUAUGGAGCUCUUUGGGUCUGAAUUUUCUGUAAUAUUUGGGAUCAAGUAGUGCCAAAGUUGUACUGGAGGAGACACUAAUCUUAUAGUAUUUGACUGAUAAUAGCUGCACUUGCUGUCAUCAUCAGAGCAGGGCUAGAAUGGAAGCACGCCCUCCUUUGUCCAUUCAAAGAUCAAGUACAAGACAACUCAAUAACUUUGGCGCAUCUGGAGCUCUGUCUUCAUCUUUACCUGUUCUUCCCACCACUCUGGAAGAGAAAUUUCCUAAGUUGCCAGACUCUCAGCAGGUUUCCAUGGAAAGGGAAUUUAUGUCGCAUCCUUCGGCUGUUCAUCAUCCAUUGUCUUCCAAUAGUGCGAUUGUUGGCCACAUAUUUUCUUCAUCCUUGGAAGUCUCGACUGAUCUUCAUUUUUCUUCUGUUUCCCAGCGGGAAAGGCAUUCAAGACAGGCCCCUUUCAUUUCUCAGCCAUCAAAUAGUGAGGGAUCGAUGCUAUUAAUGCAUUCCUGUCAUUCUGGACUUCUUCAAUCUACAGCAUCUAGUCACUAUACUAAAGAAAACAACAAUGAUCCCUGGUGUAGAGAUUCACUGCCUGAUUUUCUUGACUAUCCAGUAAACACUUCAGUCCUGAAUAGUCAGUUAGAAAGCAACAAUGGUGGUGGUUGUGUCAUUCCAUCUGAGGAACUUGGUAAACGGAAUGAUUGGCAGGAAUGGGCGGACAAUCUAAUCAAUGAUGAUAAUGAUGCACUGACUGCUGAUUGGAAUGAGCUCCUUGUUGAUACUAGUGUUGCAGAUCCAGAGCCAAAGAUAGCAUACCAGGUGUCCAAAUUAUCCACCAGUUUCUCAGUGCACCAGCCCCAAGAGCAUCAGCAACUUCCUGUUGCUUCUGGAGAAAAUUCUAUUGUUGCCACCACCAAGCCACGCAUGCGUUGGACACAAGAACUUCAUGAAGCCUUUGUGGAGGCAGUCAACAAGCUUGGUGGAAGUGAAAGAGCUACUCCCAAGGGAGUGCUGAAGCUAAUGAAAGUGGAGGGCUUGACAAUCUAUCAUGUAAAAAGCCACCUGCAGAAAUAUCGAACAGCUAGAUACAAACCAGAGUCAUCAGAAGGAUCUUCAGAGAAAAAAUUGACUCCUCUUGAAGAAUUGUCAUCUCUGGACUUGAAAACGGGUAUUGAGAUCACUGAAGCAUUACGCUUGCAAGUGGAAGUUCAGAAGCGGCUGCACGAACAGCUUGAGAUUCAAAGGAAUCUACAGCUGCGAAUAGAAGAACAGGGUAGAUAUCUCCAAAUGAUGUUCGAGAAGCAAAGCAAGUCAGGUAUUGACCUGCUCAAAACCUCAACGUCCACCAUGGACAACCCCUGCGCUCAGUCGGCCUAUACAUCCCAAAAUUCCCCUGCCAAAAAUGAACCUGCAGCGGCCUCACAGGAGGACCAUCAAGAAACAGGAAACGACCUGGUGAAUGCCACCAUAUCAUCUGAAGAAGAUUCCCAGAAGUUGGCAGGAAAGUGGAACGCAACUGGAACUGAAGCUUCUGAUCCUGAGGCAAAUGUUGCUGACGACCCUAACUCACCGCCCUCUAAGCGUGCCAAAGUGGAUGUAUAA
Messenger RNA from Ilex paraguariensis (yerba mate), 1772 nucleotides. The record is from the annotation of a GenBank genome assembly. Lineage: Eukaryota; Viridiplantae; Streptophyta; Magnoliopsida; Aquifoliales; Aquifoliaceae.